This is a messenger RNA of Thrips palmi, 514 nucleotides long. Its product is annotated as doublesex- and mab-3-related transcription factor A2-like. The record is from RefSeq and is a predicted model, not a curated record. The transcript is spliced from 3 exons. NCBI's taxonomy places the organism in Eukaryota, Metazoa, Arthropoda, Insecta, Thysanoptera, Thripidae. Bases 68 to 514 code for a protein of 148 amino acids. Gene Ontology annotation, molecular function: protein binding.
CGAACGGGAGCGAGAGCGGGACCUGCGGCGGGAGGAGAUCCAGCAGCACCACCUGCAGCACCAGUUCAUGCAGUACCCGCAGCAGUACCAGCACUUCCAGCAGCACCAGGCCUUCGUGCAGCUCAACCACUCCAUGCAACAGAUGCAGCAACAGCAACAGCAGCAGCAGCAGCAGCAGCAGCAGCGGUCCCCGGUGGACGUCCUCCUGCGCGUGUUCCCGGGGCGGCGGCGCAGCGACGUGGAGGCGCUGCUGUCGCGGUGCCGCGGCGACGUGCUGCAGGCCAUGGACCUGAUGCUGUGCCUGGACCAGGAGGCCGUGGUGGCGGCCGCGGUGGAGGCCGAGCCCAAGUCGGCCUUCUCGCCGCUGGCGCCGCCGCAGCGCUACAGCCCUCGACGCUUCCUGGCCGCGCCGUACGCCGGCACGGGGUACUUGCCCACCGUCAUCCGGCCGCCCGGGCCAUUGCUUAAAUUAAACAUUAUUAUUUUAGAUCUAUAUUCAGAGGAUCAAAUGUGA